This is a messenger RNA of Psylliodes chrysocephalus, 949 nucleotides long. The record is from the annotation of a GenBank genome assembly. NCBI's taxonomy places the organism in Eukaryota, Metazoa, Arthropoda, Insecta, Coleoptera, Chrysomelidae.
CAGGUAAAAUAACCAAAUAUUAAUUCAUUUAUUUUUUACAUUUCUUUCAGGUUUAUAUCAGUUUAGUGAACCUGUAAACAGCGCACUCUAUGUAUUCAGUAUGUUAUUGCUAGUAUCGCUACCUAAGUUACCAACUGGAUGGUCUUUAAGAGUUCUGACUGGCUGGUACUGGCUUUACUGCCUUUUGGUGGUAACUGCGUAUAGAGCGAGUUUGACUGCUAUAUUGGCUAGACCAACACUAAAAGUAAAAAUCGAUACAGUUCAAGAACUAGUCGAUAGCAAACUUACUUAUGGAGGUUGGGGCGAAAUCAACCGCGAGUUCUUCAAAAUGUCUUCGGAUCCAACCAUAAAACUAAUCGCAGAAAAUUUUGUUACAGUAAAUGACUCAGGCAUGGCAGUGGAUAGUGUUGCGGAAGCUUCAUUUGCUUUUUACGAAAACACUUACUUUCUAAAAGAGGCUUUGGUAAAACGACAACAAAGGUUUCAGUCGCUAUUUAUAAAUUCUAAUAGCAAAAAUUCUACCAAUGAAACUAAAUUUCAAAAUAAUGUGGUUCAAGAUGAUAGAACUUUGCACAUUAUGGAGGAUUGUAUUAUUAAGAUGCCUGUUUCUAUAGGUCUGCAGAAGAAUUCGCCCCUGAAACCACGGAUGGAUGAAUAUAUCAGGCGUGUUUUGGAGGCAGGGUUUAUUAAAAAAUGGCUUGACGAUGUGAUGCAAAAAGUUCUUAAUGCCGAAAUUCAGAUAGAAGAUACUGGUAGUACUAAAGCGUUAAUGAAUAUGAAAAAGUUUUCAGGCGCCCUGGUAGCACUUUUAUCAGGAUAUUUUAUAAGUACUAUCAUUUUGAUUGCUGAAAUUUCGUAUUUUUAUUUUAGAGUUAAGAAAAAUCCAAAUUUUAAUAAAUAUUCGAAACAAAUUGUCAUUAAAAAGUCAAAAUAAAAAUGAUGAAAUGGG